This is a messenger RNA of Pecten maximus, 4029 nucleotides long. Its product is annotated as N-acetylglucosamine-1-phosphodiester alpha-N-acetylglucosaminidase-like. Bases 82 to 1923 code for a protein of 613 amino acids. The transcript has 11 exons. The record is from RefSeq and is a predicted model, not a curated record. NCBI's taxonomy places the organism in Eukaryota, Metazoa, Mollusca, Bivalvia, Pectinida, Pectinidae.
CAGACAGCAUUGUGCACAGUUGUCAUAUAGACUGUUAGAUGAUACAGUUCGUUCUGUUUUGGUAAACCAUGGUUCCCAGUCAUGACAAAAAGAAUACUUCAUGAAGCCAUUCUCAUCAUAUCAUCAUUUCUCAGUCUAUCAUGUACUCAAAAUCAACAAGACAGCCAGAUUCAGAAACAAGAUGUGGAUAUGCUGGACAGUAUUCUAGAGACAUAUUGGAUAACACACAACCUACAGAAAGAUGGGUACGAUCACCACAGAAACACAAGGGAAUGUCAGCAUGUCAAAUACGGCAACAUGACAUCAUCAACAGUGGUAGCAAGAGAUUUUCAUGACAAGGAUCUUCAACUCCCUUUGAUGGAAUCACGUUACACAUUUGAAGACAUUGGACCAUUCUAUAACAAAAAAAGUGUGUUUAUCCAUUAUACGAUUGUAAAUAACCCCUAUAAAUCGCUUUCAGUACUGGAACCUCUAAAGCAAGGAGGUUGUCGUGAUGGUAAAGCUGGUGACAGAGCUACUGUGGUUAAAAGUGCAGAACAGAUGAAGUGUAUGGUUGCAAUCAAUGCAGGGCUUUUUAAUACAACAUCAGGAUCUUGUCUGGGUAAUGUUGUAAGCAAUGGCAGGUUGGUGCAGGAUUCUGGGGGAAUACAAAACGCACAUUUUGGAAUAAAGGCGAAUGGUGAAUUGUUUUUUGGGUACUUGUCCGAGAUUGACCUGAUUGCUGACGAUUUUCUCCAGUUGGUUGGAGGUGUGAUCUGGCUUGUUCGCAACGGAGAAGUUUAUGUCUCAGAAAGUUUAAAUAUAGAAUGUGCAGAUAUGCAGGAAACAGGGUCUCUGGAGACGUUCACCAACAUCGUAUCAGCGAGGACGGCUGUAGGUGUGGACAAGCAGGGUCGCGUCCUGUUGAUACAGGUGGACGGCAAAUCCUACAGCAGGGGGGUAAGUCUAGAAGAUUUUGCCCAUCUGUUGCUGACCUAUGACAUAGUUGAUGCCAUAAAUCUUGAUGGUGGAGGAUCGUCAACAUACGUCAUUAAUGGGACAGUUGUCAACUACCCUUCAGACAGAUGUGCCGAUGAUUCCAGGUUUCACUGUGGAAGAGAAGUGUCAACCAUUUUGUGUGUACAUGAAGUGGAAUGUGUACCCGCAGAUUGCUCAGGUCAUGGGCAGUGUAACAUGGGGAGGUGUGAGUGUGAUGUUCUGUGGAAUGGUACAGACUGUAACACACUGCAGUGUGUCAAAGAGUGUUCCUCUCAAGGCAGCUGUACCCCAGAUGGGUGUGAUUGUGACCCUGGUUGGCAUGGUGAUGACUGUAGCCAAUCCUGUCCCCCAGGGCAUUAUGGGGAGGGAUGUACCCAUGAGUGUGUGUGUCUAUAUGGAGCCAGCUGUAGCCCUGUAGAUGGGACAUGUGAUUGUCCAGUAGGGAAAACAGGUGCAGCAUGUGACCAAUCCUGUCCAUUUGGUUACUACGGAAAACAAUGUAAACAAUUGUGUUUGUGCCAAGAUGGCUGCCCCUGCCAUGCCGUAACAGGAAGUUGUAACUUUACUGACCUGGACCAGACUUUUUCUCAAGCUGGACAGUGUUAUGCCCAGAAUAUCAUCAAAGAGAGACGGCUUGUCCCAGAUCAGUCUGAGGACUACAGACUGAUGCAAAUGGGCUUUGUGGCUCUGGGUUUGGUUGCCUCCAUAAGUGCUGUGUUGAAUAUCAUCCUUGCAUACAAACUACUCACGAAGACGAGGACAAAGCAAGCGAUGAAGUACAGACCGCCACAGUCCACUAACUCGAGUCACAUGUUCAUGUUCCAGGGGGUAUCUACCUCUAGUGAUGAUCUGUCAUCACUAAGUGAAUACUCCAGAGCAGAAACAUCUUUCAGUCAUAGCAAUAAAUUAAAAGAUAAUGAUUCUUUUCCAAAGGACAUUACGUAGCGUAUCUAAAUAAUAUUAACACUAUUACUCUAUUGCUGUUUUAAUGCUUUUUUAUCAAUUGUAAUCCGAGUCUUAAUUGGGAGCAGGUAUAUCUAGACAGGAUUGAGUGUUUUAAUGUCUUUCAUAAACUGUCAUCUGAGUCUUAGUGGGAGCAGGUAUUUCUAGACAUUAUAAUGAAAUCUCAAUACUGUUAUAAUUCUUGUUUAUAGUCAGGUUUUCUUGAGACAAGAUAAACCAGACAAAAAAGUGAAAAAAUUUCACUCUUCAUUUUUUUCUCAUUUCACUUUGAUAUGACCGUAAGUAAUAAGACCACUCCAUACUUGGGUGUAAGUUCAUUAGUUGGUCACAACUGGGCUUAUUACAGGAUAAGUCGGAUUUUCUGAUCCACUUACAAAUGGAAUGGACAGUUAAAUACGGUGUAUACAUCUAAAUGAUAAUUAUAGCUUCAUUACCAAUAUCAUCCCGUGAAUCAUGAUUGUGUAAAUGAUCAAUAUCUACAGGUAACUUGUUCUAUAUAUUGCCAUAAUCCUGUAUAACAUCUCUGGUUAGAUUAAUUCAAUCAUUGUUUAGAUGAAGUAUCUUGUUAAAACAUUUUCUACAGUAACUGUGGUAGUAUACACCAUCACCAAUGUCUCCUAGGUCAUGCUUCCAAGUAAUUUCACUGUAAAUGAAAUAAUGAAACAUGGUAUUUAGAUUUACCAGUCCACGGUAGAACUGAACAUCAUCUUGUAUGUUUUUUUAAAGUCAUUGUUUAGUUUAGAUUCACUAAAACACCUUUUAAUGUCAAUUAUACAUGGUGUAUAACUAAAUCUGUGUGUUAAACAGUCCUUGUUAUGGCUAGCACUGCAAGGAUCUUACUUAUAUUCCAUGGUUCAUCUUGAUCCCUAAUUGUGUGUGAUCUAUUUUGAGACUGAUCAGAACAAAAAAAUUUGACAAUAGGCUGUGAUAAAAGUCUGUUUAUGCUAUUUUCAAGGAGUACUGCAUGGAUCCUUUAUACUUAUGUUCAAUUUGAGACUAACAUUUCAAAAUUUGGUUCAGUGCUAUAUUUAGAAAAAAAGAAGAAACAGAAAAAGAUCUUUCACAUGGAUUUCAUGUAUUACCUCCCCUUUGUCCCUAUUUUGCAUGUUCAUUUUACUCUGUGAUCAAAUCCUUACAUUAUGACAUUCCAUUAGAAAAGUGAAGUUUGUAUUUAUUAAUAUUAAUUUUUUUUUUUUUUGCAUUUACAUGUAUAUAAAUUUGUAGAGAAAAUCUAAUGGUAGAUUUUGUUAUUGUAUGAGGUUAACGUUUUUGUAUUGAAUUAUAGAGAAUGUAAUGACACAUGUAUGUACUAGGGUUAGUAUGACACUGUAUCCUGAUUAUUAUCAAUUGGAAAAUAUUAAUAUAACAUUAUACAUGUAUUACAGAAGAAUUAUGUAUAUUGAUUGUUAUUCAAGGAAAUCCAUACACUUUUCAGGUUUGAGUUGAAGAACAUGUUUUAUGUCUGUGAUAUUGGUGUGUUGUGGAUCAAAUCCUGUCAUUAUCUUUUCAUACCUGUACUGUACGUACUGUACAUGUAACCAAUCAUCCUACCAUACCUGUACUAUACAUGUAACCAGUCAUCCUACCAUACCUGUAUACGUACUGUAUAUGUAACCAGUCAUCCUACCAUACCUGUACUGUAUAUGUAACAAAUCACCCUACCAUACCUGUACUGUACAUGUAACCAAUCAUCCUACCAUACCUGUACUGUAUAUGUAACCAGUCAUUCUACCAUACCUGUGCUGUACAUGUAACCAGUCAUCCUACCAUACCUCUACUGUACGUACUGUACAUGUAACCAAUCAUCCUACCAUACCUGUACUGUAUAUGUAACCAGUCAUCCUACCAUACCUGUACUGUAUAUGUAACAAAUCACCCUACCAUACCUGUACUGUACAUGUAACCAAUCAUCCUACCAUACCUCUACUGUAUAUGUAACCAGUCAUUCUACCAUACCUGUGCUGUACAUGUAACCAGUCAUCCUACCAUACCUCUACUGUACGUACUGUACAUGUAACCAAUCAUCCUACCAUACCUGUACUGUAUAUGUAAUCAGUCAUCCUACCAUACCUGUACUGUAUAUGUAAU